Molecule: messenger RNA, 1263 nt
Organism: Pocillopora verrucosa
Lineage: Eukaryota; Metazoa; Cnidaria; Anthozoa; Scleractinia; Pocilloporidae
Source: RefSeq, a predicted model, not a curated record
AGAGCUGAGAUGACGUCUAUAAAAACGGAAAUGAAAGCUGAGCCAAAGAUAUCUAAAAUGACAAAUAAAGGGUAUACUAUUGACGUGGUUGAUCCGCUCGCUUCUCGAGCACAGAAGGUAGGGGCCUGGUGCAGAGAUGGAACAGAUGAGGAUGACGAGAACUUUGAAAGUGAUGAUCAGUUGGAACACAUGUUAGGGCCUGUUUAUAUGAAGGUGGGAGACCUCAGGUAGGUGAGGUAACCCGCGCCUGGGUGGGAUGCCCGGUCUGUUGGGGAGGGUAGCCCUGUCAGUCGGGGUGACAAUUUAGCAGCCGUAACUGAGCCUGGCAAACUACCAUGUAAAAAAAUCAUCCAUACUGUAGUUCCUAUGUGGAAGAGAUCAGAUUAAGAGAAAUGCAAGAGCGCUCUAAAAAUGGCUUGUUUGAAAAGUCUCGCGGCAGCCGCAAGCAACAAGAAGUGCAAGUCCAUUGCCUUUCCAGCGAUCAGGUCAGUACUCUUUGGCAUGCCGAAAGAGAUCAGCGCAAAAGUUAUGUUUGAAACCGUGAAAGAAUAUAUCACGCGAGGAGAUCCAUCAAAGGCGAUUUUGACCAAUAUUAGAUUUGUGAUUAUCGAUGAUCCGACGGUGAAAGUGUUCAAGAAAGAAUUCAUUGAGUUCUUCCAAAUCCAAAAAGAUCAGUCUCUGACGGCUGACCCAACGGCUUCCAAACCUCCAAGGUCAAAACGGAGGAAGAAGAAAGGAAAAAAUGGGGCAAAUGAUGUGAAUUACCCUUUGACUUCACAGGGCGAUUCCUACUCAAAGUCUUUCAGCAAUGCAAUAACACGUAACAGACGCGGGGACGCACUUAACGGAAAGAGUCCUCCGGUAGGACCAUCUGAAGGUCACGACACGAUAGUCAUUGAAUACAGCUUUCAGUCAGGAAUUCAAGGAAAGGAACAUCCUCACCCCGGGCAGCGGUUUGGAGGCACGACUCGCCAGGCAUAUCUUCCCGACACGCGUGAAGGAAGAGAGGUGUUGCAGCUUCUGAGGAGAGCCUUUGAUGCUCGCUUGAUGUUUACCAUUGGUACGUCAAAUACUACAGGCCUUCCAAAUCAAAUAACUUGGAAUGAUAUUCAUCGCAAGACUAGCUUGAGUGGAGGAACAUUUGCGUUUGGAUAUCCAGACCCAGAUUACCUGAGGAGAGUCAAAGAGGAGUUGGCUGCCAAAGGAAUCCGCUGACUAAAGCAUCGGAUCUGAUUGCUUAUUAUUGAACUGUGUUUAACGGAG